GAGUGGCUGCAACAGAAAAGCACAGAAUAACAUCCCCGACUCCCUGCUCUGCUUUUUUUUUUUCCCUCCCUCCCUGCGUCUCAGCUAGCAGACGAGGGCUUCGCUCACAGCUCUGCAGAGGCUAUGCCGAGACGGAGUCGGCACAGGGAGCAGGAUCUCUGGCUGCCAUCAACAAGUUAGGGUCGGGAGAGCGCGGACAUGAGAGGGAGAUGCUUGAUCGUCAAUUAACCAUCUGAGCUGACAUCAUUGCGGUGGAAGGGAAACAAAAGGGUAAAAAAAAGAAAAGGAAAAAAAAGAGGAGCAAGGAGUGGGGCGGAGGGAGGGGGGUUAUGUUCACCGGAGUCGCUCUGGACGCAACUGAUCAACUUGAAAAAAAGAGAAAGAAUUAUAUAAAUAUUUAUUCAAGGUUCCCGAGGAUGAAGGAAAAGAUUCAACCCUUUCUCUGAGCUUGGAUUUUCGGAAGGAGUCGCCGGAAUAAUAUCAUCUCGGGACAUGGAAUUUCAUAUUUUGUUUCAAUUGUGUGGGCUCAGAAUUGCUUUUUUUCCAAAGAGGCCGAUUCCUUUUGUGCUUACUCAAAGGUUUUUUUUUCCUUUGGAUUUUUCUUCCAUCUGGUUGCUCCAAGAGUCUGCGGAAAAGGACAGUUGAAUGCAGCCUCCGAUGUGCACAAAAGAAUGGGUUUCCAUUCAAGGUGGCCAUUGGUGGGACCUGCACCAGCGGCUCUGUGUCUGAGUGUGAUCAGCAUGCUCCUAGUGUGCCUGCUGCCUCCUGCAUCGUGCACGACCUGCCCGCAAAAAUGCCGCUGUGAAGACCUGCAGUUCUACUGCGACACCCAGGGGCUUCAGGCGCCCCCGGAUGCUGUAGACAAGGGGGCCCUGGGGUUGUCACUACGUCACAACACCAUCACCGAGCUCAGCCCCGAUCAGUUCUACGGCUUCAGCCAGCUCACCUGGCUCCAUCUAGACCACAACCAGAUUACAGCAGUGCAAGAGGACGCCUUUCAAGGGCUCUACAAGCUGAAGGACCUCAACCUGAGCUCCAACCGCAUCACCAAGUUGCCCAACACAUCCUUCAUCCACCUCAUCAACCUCCAGAUACUCGACCUGUCCUUCAAUCAGAUGACUGCAUUGGAACCAGAACUGUUUCACGGACUGAGAAAGCUCCAGAUACUCCACCUCCGCUCCAAUUUGCUCCGCACCACACCUGUUCGCGCGUUCUGGGACUGCCGCAGCCUGGAGUAUUUGGGCCUGAGCAGCAACCGCCUGCGCAGCCUGGCCCGGAAUGGAUUUGCUGGGCUCAUUAAGCUUAAAGAGCUCCACUUGGAGCACAAUCAGCUGACCAAGAUCAACUUGGCCCACUUCCCUCGCCUUGUUGCCCUCCAGUUUCUCUAUCUGCAGUGGAAUAAAAUCAGCAACUUGACGUGUGGCAUGGAGUGGACCUGGACCACUUUAGAGAAGCUGGACCUCACAGGGAAUGAAAUCCGGGUCCUGACAUCUGACGUGUUUCAAACGCUGCCAAAUUUAAAGAUUUUGCUGCUGGAUAACAAUAAACUAAGCAGUCUGUACCCCCAAGUCAUGGAUAUGUGGCAGUCACUGGGAACCAUCGGGCUGUCCAGCAACUAUUGGGAAUGUACCAAAAGGAUUUGCUCUCUUGCCACUUGGCUAAGCACCUUUAAGGGAAGGUGGGAACAUUCCAUUCUCUGCCACAGUCCCGACUAUGCCCAAGGGGAGGAGAUACUGGAUGCUGUGUACGGAUUCCAGCUUUGCCAAAAUUUCUCAGCGCCGGUUGUUCAGACCACUAGCACAACCACAGACGCUACUAUCGCUGCAGAGACCACAAGCUCCUUGUUUGGAAUUAUGCAGCAGACCCCCACGCUGGACUAUGCAGAGGAUUUUGGGAGCUUUACCAUAGUCACGACCACUACCACGACGACAACAACAACAACAACACGUCGCACUGCUCAAGCGACCACCGCUACAUUGGAAGAGGAAGCUGUGACAGAGGACUCCUCCGCGAUGGACAACACUGUAAUGACUCAGAGGGUUAUCAUAGGAACUAUGGCCCUUCUAUUUUCAUUCUUUUUCAUAAUUUUCGUUGUAUAUAUCUCACGGAAGUGCUGCCCUCCCACCCUGCGCCGGAUACGCCACUGUUCGGCUAUUCAGAACCGCCGACAGAUGAGGACCCAGCAGCGGCAGCCUAUGGCAGAUCUAGCGACCCAGGUACCCUAUAACGAGUACGAGCCCAGCCACGAGGAGGGGGCGCUCGUGAUCAUAAACGGCUAUGGGCAGUGCAAGUGUCAGCAACUGCCUUACAAAGAGUGUGAAGUAUGAACUCUUAUUUAUUCCUAGAGCAUAUGGUUUGCCAUUUGACCAUUUCAGAUACAGGGUUUGCUUUUUUUUUGGUUUUUCCAGUUUAUGUAAAAAGCAUAAUUUCUACAAGUGAGAUUUGACAAAUGCGAACGAAUGAGACAAUGACAGAGGUCUGACCUGACAGUUUAGGGAGGUGGUAGAGGUCAAAUUUAUUUUUCUAUGAAUGAAAGGUUGUUCACAUCAAGCCGGGGCAAUCAUUUUAAAACAAGAAAAUUGUGAACUGUGAGAUUUGUCUCCACAUUGUAUCUUCAAUUAUUCUGCAGCACAGAGAAAAUAUAAAAGGUUCCUCUGCUAACAGAAUACAUUAAGUGGAGGAAUGUGAUUUAUGGCUUAUUUCUUUUAAAAGUAUUUGAAAUCAUGUUUUUAACUGCACCACAAGCACUGUAAACCAUGUACUCAAUCACUGGGGAAAAUUAAUUGGACCAAUUACUAGAAUGUCUUUAUUUUACAGUUUGCCAAAAAGGAGUCCUGAAAUUAUAUUCAGACUAAGCACAUUUUAACACAUUUUCAAAAUUCAAGCAUUAGUAGAUCUAGGCAAGCCUAUAAUCUGCCAUCAGAUUAAAGGCUUCCGGGUUUCCUGCUAAAAACAAUUAAUGUUGGUGGCCCACCCCAACAGCCAAAAAGAGAAAAUUCAUGUGUGUAAAUGCAACUACUGCAUUUACACACAUGAAUUGAAUAGAGUGCCAGGAUGGAGAAUUAAUAUUCAAUUAUAUUUAUUGGAAACAUAACAUCUUAUUUAAAGAGGUCUGCUCGUAAACGAAACCAUGUUUUGAGGCUUGUUGGCCCUCCUUCCCACGACGGACAACCACCACAAAUAAAUUCUAAAUACACUGAUUUCGUCCUCAUCCUGGACAUCCUGAUUUGACCUUUACAUCUACAACGAUUUGUAGAUGAUUCUCUACUCACCCCCCCAACUGCCACAAACACUGUGCCAAUAAUAUUAACAGCUUAACCUCGAAAGAACAGUCUGCUGACUUGCUAUUAUACUAGGAUCUAUAUACAGACAGGCUAGUGUGAGGGUAGCAAGUUAAAGGGUAAUGACCAGCGCAAACGCCAGAUAGGAGAGCAUUUUAUUUUUAAAAUAAAACCAUUCCCCAGUAGCCAUGGCUCUUUACUACUUACAUGCUAAUCGGGAUUGACAGGCUCAAGAUUGAACCAAUUAAGGCAAGGCAAAAAUAAUCUAAUGUUCUGUCACCCACACCAGUGGUCCAGCAACAUUAAGCUUGUUCAGCCACUCAAAUAGUCAUAGUGCAAUCAUCCAUCGCACUACAUAAAAACCUCAUUGAACCUUUUACUUUAGGACAUUUUUCUCGUUAGGGAUACCAGGUUGUCAUUUACUCUACUCAAAAUGGGAUUACUUUGAAUAAUGCAUAAUGUAACAGUUACUUGGUUCGCAGUCACAAGCGUCAAAUUAAAUUGCGGUCAAUAGCCUGAGAGCAAAUGGAGAUCCAGUGAUAAGCAAACAGCAAGCCACGGUCAGGACACAUUGGUAUGCAAAGGGGAGGAUGUGCAUUAGCAUCAGACCGAAGCUGCUGCUGCAGCUCCGCACAUCUGUGUUCAGUUUGGUGGUGGGGGCAGGGUGAAAGAGGGACGGAGAGGAAUUGAUGGAACAAUGGAGAGGGGCAACGACGGGGCAAUGUCUUGGAUUAUUAGCGAAGGUGGCUGAGAAUGAAACGAUACGUAGUGACUGAAAGCACCGGGGGCUCGAAAGGCAAACCGAUCACACAGCAACGUCAACCACCAAAUGUUCCAGCAGGAGAACAAGACCCAGUACAAUUAAAAAGAAAAAAAGGGCACUUUCUUGAUUGCUUUUCCCAGGAAAUUAAAAUUUGGAUUUUUUUUCCUUCAUGAACAUGUCAAAUCUGGAUAUGUGACCAAAUCAGUGCUUACGACAGCUGGAUGCUGAUAGAGCAGCAGGAAACGAGUCAUCCGGCUCGGAGCAGCGAGGCGCCGCUCGUAGGCGGAUGCUCCCGCGAGGUAGCAGGGAGGUGCCAUUUGUGGCUUUGUCUGAAAAUUUGGUUUCAAUGUUCUAAAAAUAAAUUAUUGGGUCAAUGUCUCUGUGCACAUGAUCAUAAGACGCCUACAACAACAAAUGUCUAAGAAAGUGUCUAAUAAAGUGCUACGCUUCACAUUUGAGUACAACGGAACACAUUGCGUACUCCGAUAGUAGUGAUUUCCAGUCAAACUACUCCACUGGGUUUCCAAUUUUGUUUUCUUCCAGCUUAGCACUGCUUUUACUACUGCCCUUCUAAUCCGUCUUGCAUGUUCAGAAGUCAAUUGAGUUACAGAUUUCUUAAUGUCAUUCAGCAAACGUUAUGAACAGACCUCUUUUUUGAUAACACCAAGAAUAGGGAUCUAUAUGGAAUUCCUAUAAAGCUCUGUUAAUCAUUUGGCCAAGUGACUGAAAAAUCACAAUUUGUAGAAAUAUGCAUCCCUUUGCACUCUGGCUCUUUGUAAACCGUUUUUGUUUCCUCUCGUCACCCUCGAGCCCUGGUCCCCAACCUGCCUAAAAAAUAAAAAAAAAAAAGAAGAAAAAAAAGAAAAGUGAACUAAUUCCCUAUUACCCAACCUCUUUGUGCAAAAUGAAUGCUUUUUCUCUUUCCAUUUUUCUUUUGUAUUGUAAUAUGUACAAUUUCAUAUCUGUAUAGUGGAUAAGAUGUGCCAAACUGAAAAAAAAAAAAAAACAUUUCCCCCCUCAAAACAUAUAUUUUUUAAAUAAAAUGGUUAUAAUUUAAAGAAUGUUUGCCAGCUGGUGGAUACUCACAACUUGGUUUGGUCUUUCAUUACAGUAUGGUAUAAAGAAUAAAUUGAAAGCAAACCUAACCCGUAGAGACGUUGAUAUAUGCAUCAGUAUGUUGGGUUUGUGCGAUCCAAUCCCCUUAAUGCAGCUCGACAUGAUGACCAGAUCACUUACUUUACAACUCAACGAGGUAAAAGUUCACCGCAUUAGCGUUUUAGUGUUUUAACAGUCGAACGUGGGCAAUGAACGGGUGGUUAUGCAGAAGACUAGGUUAUGCCUACUGGAGAAAGUGGUCCAAGAGGAUUCAACAGACUCAACCAUUGUUGUUCUUAAAGUAUUAAAUACUUUCCCAACAAUCUGUUUAAUUGAUUAAUAGUUUAGUCUACAGUGUCAAAGAGGGACAAAUGCACAUCACAAGUUUAAAAAAAAAAACCAAAAGGUAAUGAGUUACAAUUGCUAGUUUUGUUCAAACAUCAAAUUUACUGAAUUUAUGAAAACAAAAGCAUUGAACCCACACAUGAUAGAUUAUACUGUCAAUUAACUUAAUAUCCAUAUUAGCACUAGUUCAAUAGUUAACCAUAUAGCCAUUUGACAUCUUGGAUACAGCCGUCAAAUAUCUUGUCUCUUCGCGUUUUGGAUAAUUUAUCUUCCUACAUCAAUAUCAAGACUGUUUUGAACUAACUCGAUGUCAGAUCUUGUACGUUGAUAAAGAUGAAAAAUAAUCUGUUGAA
Molecule: messenger RNA, 5837 nt
Organism: Gasterosteus aculeatus aculeatus (three-spined stickleback)
Lineage: Eukaryota; Metazoa; Chordata; Actinopteri; Perciformes; Gasterosteidae
Gene: lrrtm2
Product: leucine rich repeat transmembrane neuronal 2
Molecular function (GO): protein binding
Source: RefSeq, a predicted model, not a curated record